Alnus glutinosa is the source of this 2883-nucleotide messenger RNA. Its product is annotated as triacylglycerol lipase OBL1-like. Gene Ontology annotation, biological process: lipid metabolic process. The coding region runs from base 23 to 1465 and encodes 480 amino acids. Gene Ontology annotation, molecular function: triacylglycerol lipase activity. The record is from RefSeq and is a predicted model, not a curated record. NCBI's taxonomy places the organism in Eukaryota, Viridiplantae, Streptophyta, Magnoliopsida, Fagales, Betulaceae. The transcript is spliced from 6 exons.
UCUUCUUCAUUGCUUCUAAGCCAUGGCACCUUAUGAGACAAAAUUCUGCGAGCAUUAUAUGUUUCUUAACCCAGAAGAUGCAAGUUUAUGUGAUCUCGUUCGCUUUCUGUUUUUCUCGACAUCAGAAACAAGUAGAUUCAUCCGGCGCACGAAAGAGGAAAAUGGAGAUUUUUGGCGCCGAUGGUACAUAUUCAACUCCCUCUUUGCACAGAAACUCCUCCUUUUCUGGGGAAAACCCAUGGUUCAGGUGGGAUAUAUGCUGGAGCUGUGGCUGAAUCUUCUUUUACGAAAUGGGGGAUUUCUCAUGCUGUUGUCAAAUCUUGUAAAAGGAAACACGGUGUGGCCAGAUAGUUCAUCGGCGACGUUCACAUCUGUGGUAGGAAUUCUCGAUCAAAGAGUGAAAUUAGACAAAAACAUUAGACCUGGUAACCCAAAAUAUAACGCGUCCCUCACUAUGAUGGCCUCCAAAUUGGCAUACGAAAAUGAAGCUUUCGUUCAAACCACAAUCAAAGAUCAGUGGAGUAUGGAAUUCUUGGGGUUCUAUAACUUCUGGAAUGAUUACCUAGGACAACCUUCAACUCAAGCCAUGAUGUUCCAAGAAACAAGAGCUGAUCAACCUAACCUGAUCGUGGUUGCAUUUAGGGGCACCUACCCAUUCAAUCCAAUAGCAUGGCAGACAGACGUUGAUCUCUCGUGGUUUGAGCUUCAAAGCGUAGGUAAGAUUCAUAGUGGCUUUAUGAAAGCUCUCGGCCUGCAAAAGGACAAAGGUUGGCCCAAAGAAAUAGAGCAAGGAAGUAACCAACGACAAUUUGCUUACUAUGAAAUCAGAAAAAGGCUGAGAGAAAUAUUGCAAAAGAAUGAGAAUGCAAAAUUUAUAUUAACGGGACACAGCUUGGGUGCAGCGUUAGCGAUUCUGUUUGUGACUGUUCUAGCAAUACACGAAGAGGCAUGGUUGUUAGAUAAGUUGGAGGGGGUGUACACAUUUGGGCAACCAAGGGUGGGAGACAAGCAACUUGGGGAUUACAUGAAGGAGAAGUUGAAGAAGUAUGAUGUAAGAUAUUUGAGGUAUGUUUACUGUAAUGACAUGGUGCCUCGGAUCCCUUAUGAUGAUGACACUCUCUUUUUUGAGCACUGGGCGCCGUGCCUCUACUACAAUAGCCUCUAUAAAGGGAAGGUUCGAUACGAGCCGAAUGAGAACUACUUCUCAUUAUUAUGGGUUAUUCCGAAGUGUGUAAAUGCAGCUUGGGAGCUACUCCGGAGUUUCAUAAUCCCAUAUAUAAAGGGUCCGGACUACAAAGAAAGUUGGUUAAUGAAAAUGAUUAGGGUGGUUGGAUUGGUAAUUCCCGGAUUAGCAGCACAUUGUCUUCAAGAUUAUGUUAACGUUACCCGAUUGGGGUCCAUAGCUCAAGACCUCAAAGACCCAAUUCACCAAAGAGAUUCUCAAGUAGAUUGGCACACGCGCUAGAUAUCAAGGUUUUUAUGGCCUUCUAAAAACGUCCACUGACGUUUUCUAGCCUGUUCAGCACAUCCACGUGUUGCCAAGGCUCACUGUCUGUUCAGCCGCGCGCCACCAUAGUCCUCCAAUUGUUGCAGUAGCCACGCCUUCAGAAAGAUCUUCAACUGACAAGUCCAAAUCAGCCAAGAAAACAACCAUCCUACCUUCAACGCUCUCUCACGCGCCACAAGUAGUUUAUGAUAGCUGCUCCAUGUGCCAUCGCCAGCCACCACGCACCGGAAGUUUCUGAUCGCUCCAUCAGCCUUUCGAGGAAGAAAACUACAAAUUCAAUAUCGGACGCUGCCGAUCUACCUGUUCAUGGCCAGCACAUGCCCCCACGCGCCCAUAUAGUGUUUUUAUUAGUGGAUUUCUCCUCCACGUGCAGCUGCCGAACUUCCCACAAUGUCACUAUCAUCCAGUUUCAGAGAAAAACCCCACCAAAUUUGUGAUGGGAGGGAGCCAAUCUACCUAUUCAUGAUUGUCACGCGCUCUGAUGAGAUUGCACGCACCGGCACAUGCCACCUAUAGGUCUCUUCGUAGUUGAGCCCACGAUUCCACCUGCACUUGCGUUAAACGGGAUCACAGCCCGCCAGUUCACCUGUAUGCGCCACACUAGAUCACAAGCUUGAGUUUCUACUCUCCUUUUGAUGUACUCACCCACACCAGAUCAUAUCCUUCAGCCAAGCUCACAAGCUUAGAGUGCUCCUGCAUGCACUAAAUCUGAACCCAUCUAGUGGGUCCUGAAGAAAAAUUAAAAAAUAAAAAAAAAAAGCAAUCCAAACAAAGCACUUCAUAUGCGCCACGUGCCAUGUCGAGUUUGGUGCACCAACCCGAUAACCGCCCAAUUGGGCUCAUCUUUUCUUUUCUUUUCUUUUUCCCCCUUCUUGGCCCACAACGCCAAACGAUAACCGCCCACGUGGGCUCAUCAUUUUUGUUUUUGUUUGUUAAUGGUCCACAGUCGAUCCUUUUUUAAUUUUUGGCCCGUUGUCGGCUCAUUUUCAAAAAACAAAAAAAAGUGGAUCAUUCAUUUUUCAGUUUCAAGCCCAAGUUGGCGUUCGUUAGUCUUCACUACCGGCUGUCACCUGCCGCCCGCCAGCCUCUUGUCUCCUUCGGUAGCAUCCGUCAGUCUUACCACUGCCUCCGUUUUCUAUUUUCAAACUCAAGCUUCCAAAAUUUUUCACCUUGAGUUUAAAGGGGAAUGUUAGAAUAUAUUCUAAAUAUAAUAUUAUUGAUUUAUAUUUCUUAGUCUAUGUCAAUUUGUGUUUCCUAGUAUAAAUCGAUUUAGGUCUACUAGUAUAUAUUGACUUAUUCAACUAUAAAUAGAGACCUAUAUAUUGUAAACAAUCAAAUUAUUUAGCAUAAUGUAACUCAUUGGGCUUUACCUUGUA